GCGGCUCCUCCUCGUCGCGAACUCUCGGUAACCUUGGCCAGGUCGCUUUAAUCCUCUGAGCCGGCAGCUUGGUCUGUAAAAUGGGGCUCCUAAGCCCUGCGUCCAACGUGGGCCGUUUUGAGGUUCAGUGGCGGGAACCCCUCAGGGUGCCUGGAGUCCCGGGCGGUUUGCCACCUCGGGUGAGAGAAAGGGCUUCCUGGCUGUCAUGUUGUCCCGGGCCUGGCGUGGAGUGGGGCGGGGAGGCCCUCAUUUUUCUGUUUAAGAAAACCCAGACUGUUACGAAGUCGUUGCAAAACUUUGGUUUAACGCAGGACAGUGGAGACUUUAGGAAGGGGGCCCUGGCUGAGAUGAGCGUCGUGGAGACCCCCCCCCCCCACCUCUGGCCUGCUUGUCCAUUGGUGCCCGCACUCGGGUUCACCCUCCGUGGUGGCCAGAAAGAGGCCCUCAGCUUUUAAAGAAUUCGUAUGUGUAUAUCCUGUUGUUUGCUAAGACCCCUCCCACCCACGUAGAAGAAUUUGGUGCUGACCACGCAAGUUCAGUGCCUGUCCCUGUGAGGUCCCCGCGAACCGUGGAAUCAGUCAGCUCUGCGGUUGUCCAGUUGUGUUUGAGCUCGGAUAUGGAGCAAGUCGUGGCGUCAUAGCCAUUUUGGGCAGUGGUGUGGGAUCUCAGGAACCCUCCCUAUGGUGGCGAGCAUGCCGUUGCCCAUGCCUUGACCUUGCUGCCCGUCUAUGGACAUGGCCCACCGGGGUGGGGAGAGGGACUUCCAGACUUCAGCUCGGCGCAUGGGCACCUCGCUGCUCUUCCAGCUUUCAGUGCACGAACGGGAGCUGGACCUGGUUUUUCUGGAUCAUAGCUAUGCUAAGCCGUGGAGUGCCCACCCCGACGCCAGUAGUGCCCGCCCCACACGCAUGCUCUUUGUUACUCCCCGGCGACAGCACGAAACCACCAUUGAAUCAGACGCCCCAAUAGAUGUGGAGACCAUCACGUCCACCCCUGUUCCACUCUAUGACAACCAGAAGGCUCGCAGCGUGAUGAACGAGUGUGAGCGGCAUGUCAUCUUCGCCAGGACAGACGCGGAUGCCCCUCCGCCUCCUGAGGACUGGGAGGAGCAUGUCAACAGGACUGGCUGGACAGUGGCCCAGAACAAGCUAUUCAACAAGACCCUCAAAGCCCUGCAGUGUGAUCGGCUUGCCCGCCUGGCCAAUGAAGGGGCUUGUAAUGAGCCAGUGCUGCGCCGUGUUGCCGUGGACAAGUGUGCGAGGAGAGUGCGACAGGCACUGGCAAGUGUAAGCUGGGACACCAAGCUGAUCCAGUGGCUACACACCACCCUCGUGGAGACCUUGAGUCUGCCCAUGCUGGCAGCCUACCUGGAUGCUUUGCAGACGCUGAAAGGGAAGAUCCCGACCUUGAUUGACCGAAUGCUUGUGUCCUCCAACACGAAGACUGGGGCUGCGGGAGCCGAGGCCUUGUCCCUCCUCCUGAAGAGGCCCUGGGACCCUGCUGUAGGGGUGCUUUCUCAUAAUAAGCCAAGCAAACUCCCGGGCUCUCCUCUCAUUCUCAUCGCCUCCUCUGGCCCCUCCAGCUCCGUGUUUCCCACCUCGCGCCGCCACCGCUUCUGGCAGUCUCAGCUCUCCUGCUUAGGCAAGGUCAUCCCUGUAGCCACCCAUUUACUGAACAAUGGCAGUGGGGUAGGCGUUCUGCAGUGUCUUGAGCAUAUGAUUGGGGCAGUGAGAAGCAAAGUGCUGGAGAUCCACAGCCAUUUUCCACACAAACCUGUUAUCUUGAUUGGUUGGAACACAGGAGCUUUGGUGGCUUGUCACGUGUCAGUGAUGGAGUAUGUCACUGCAGUUGUAUGCCUUGGGUUUCCUCUGCUCACUGUGGAUGGCCCCAGAGGGGAUGUGGAUGAUCCACUCUUGGAUAUGAAGACUCCAGUCCUCUUUGUCAUUGGUCAGAAUUCCCUGCAGUGUCACCCUGAAGCCAUGGAGGACUUCCGGGAGAAGAUUCGGGCUGAGAACAGCUUGGUGGUGGUUGGGGGCGCUGAUGAUAAUCUCAGAAUAAGCAAAGCAAAGAAGAAAUCAGAAGGUUUGACUCAGAGCAUGGUGGACAGAUGUAUUCAGGAUGAAAUUGUGGACUUCCUGACUGGGGUGCUCACUCGCACUGAGGGGCACGUGGGCUCGGAGCCUCGGGAUCAGGAUGCUGAGAAGAAGAAGAAGCCUCGUGAUGCCACGCGUCGAGACCUGGCCUUUGAAGUCUCCGAGCGGGGCAGCCGACCUGCUUCCCCUGCCGCCAAGCUGCCCGCUUCACCCUCGGGCUCAGAGGAUCUCUCCAGUGUGUCCAGCAGCCCCACCUCCAGUCCCAAGACCAAAGUGGCCACAGUCACCUCUGUCCAGAAGUCCAGUCAGAUUGGCAGCUCUCAGCUGCUCAAGAGACACGUCCAGCGGACAGAGGCUGUGCUGACCCACAAACAAGCCCAAGUUCCUAUUUCAUCAGAACCAACAGAGGAGGCAGAGAAAGAAGAUCUUCGGGUCCAGCUGAAGCGACACCACCCCUCCAGUCCUCUGCCUGGCAGUAAGACCUCCAAGCGACCAAAGAUCAAGGUGUCCCUUAUUUCCCAAGGGGACACUCCUUCCCAAGGAGGAGGUGCUGAAGCUUCAGGAGGGAAACCCAUAACCAUGACACUGGGGCAGUCUUCAGCAGGGACCAAGGAGCUCACUGGACUCCUCACCACAACCAGGUCCAGUGCUUCUGAAGGUGGAGUCACAGCCGGCCCAGCCCCUUCGGUGGUCUCCAACAGUACCACACCCAGCACUUUGCACACACUCCAGAGCCGUUUGGUGGCCACUUCUCCAGGCAGCUCCCUCCCAGGGGCCACAUCAGCCAGCAGCCUCCUCCAAGGCCUCAGCUUCAGCUUGCAGGAUAUCAGCAGCAAGACAUCUGGCCUCCCUGCAAAUCCUUCCCCAGGGCCAGCUCCACAGGCCACCAGUGUGAAGUUGCCCACCCCCAUGCAGAGCCUGGGUGCCAUCACCACGGGCACCAGCACCAUUGUCCGUACCAUUCCUGUGGCCACCACUCUCUCCUCCUUGGGUGCCACUCCUGGUGGGAAGCCCACAGCCAUCCACCAGCUGCUGACCAAUGGGGGCCUCGCUAAGUUGGCAAGCAGCCUCCCUGGCCUGGCUCAGAUCUCUAACCAAGCUUCAGGCUUGAAGGUCCCCACCACCAUCACUCUGACUCUGCGUGGCCAGCCGAGCAGAAUCACCACGCUGAGCCCUAUGGGUUCAGGAGCAGCCCUGUCUGAGGAGCCCACCUCCCAGGUGCUGCCCUCCAGCUCCCAGUACCCACUGUUUCAGCCAAGCCUUGCUGUGUGUGGCAAGUGCUGUGCAGCCUGUAUGACUGAAGACCUUGCUGUCCCACGUCUCCUGGGAGUGGGAUUGGACUCUACUGCCAGCGCCUGCCUCCAGCACCCUGAAGAUGCUGUGUGAUGUGUCCUCCUUACCGGUUGGUGAUGGCGGCCUCAUGGUGGGCCCUGGACGCAUAUGUGGUCCUGCUGAGCUGUCCAGGUGUCUGAAGACCUCUUUAAGAUGGUCAUUUUUGCUUUCUGCCAACUGUCUUCAGGCUGGGCCUCUGGGUCUUGUGGAACGUCGGGCUGAGAGAUGUCAUGCCAGUCAGGGGAACGCCCCCCCUCCAGGAUCUGCAAGUCUGGUUCCUUCAGUCUCCAGCGUCUUCAGUAGAUCGGGCUGUGUGUGGGUCACAGGCACACCUUCCCUCCAUCAGCUGUGAUUUGACCAAAGUGUCACUGUUGGGCUGCACCUGAUAAUGGAGUGUCCUUUUGGAAUGCUAUCCUGCCGCUGCACCCUGUUGGGAGGAGAGAGCCACGUGGUCUGGGCCACAGGAGUAGUUAUAACUGAGAACUGGGAUCAUCCGGGCCCACCAGCUGCUGGGUUUUGAACAUCAUCAUCCCCUUCACUGGCAGCCAUGGGAAACUCCCUCUUAGAAACCACGUCAGAUGCUGAGUGGCCUGCUGCGCCCUGAGAGUUCUCUGUCUCUGGCAGCUUUGUAAUGAAGGCAAGGAGAACUGGACUGUCAUCCUUCAGCCCUUUGGCCACUGUAGAUGUGGCAAGCAGUGGUCACCAGGAGGUGAAAGUGGACCCCUUUCUGUUUUUCACCAUGCUGUGGGCAGUGCCUGUGCCCAGAGAGCCUGCAGGUCCGGAAGGGCUGAAGAAGAGGAGUGCGAGAGCAGAGGCAGUUGCUGGCAGAUUGUGCCAAGGAGCCCUUGCUAGGAACAACUAGGGCGUGGGACUUGAUUGUUGCACCUGAGGAACUGGUGAAGCUGGAAAUGAGAAGUAGAGUUUUCCAAGUCAAAGGGAAGAAACUCCAACCCUUGAAAGUCCCGUCUCCAGGGCCUGGAGGUAAAGCAGGGACAGACGGCUGAGCUAACGUCCUGGCUGGCUCAGGAAGCCGAGGGCAUCCAGACAGAGGCUACACUUGGAUGUUUCUGUUUGUAUUCUGUGUAACUUUUUCUCUUCCUCUUUCAAAGUGGGAAGAUUGUUGGCAAUGACUCUACUGUGUAGGGCUCUUGGUGCCAGCCUAAGCCCUGUAAGUUAUGGUGCCUGGAAGAGGGGUCACUGAGGAACCCUGACCCCGCCCCCUUACCUAUUCACAACACUGUACACAGAGGUAGUUUUAGGUUUGCUUUGAGCCUGUCCCCUUGAGCACAGCCUCUUUCCUUCCAUACUGAGAGUGUUUCCAGUCAAGGUGAUAGGUAAAGCAGCCCCAGUGUGGCUCUGUUUUCUACAUGAUGCAGGCCCACAGUAUGGCUCAAAUUGCAGUCCAGGGUUCUGACCCACAGUGCAGUAUGUAUCUACUUCAGGCUACCUGUGUGCAGCCCAGGGGCCUCACCUGUGGUCUGAGGGGCAGCUAGGAAGAGGGAAUGAGCAGAGGAGUCUCAGGCAGGUCAGGGUGUGAAGGCCAGGUUGGGGAUCUGUGUGAUGGGAUGGAGGGGGACUGGUACACCACACCUUCCUUCCCUGACCUUUAGAGCUGGUCUCUGCAGUGACUCACACAGAAUUAGGCUGCAUUUUUGAAUUAGCUGGUAAGUAACUGCUUUCUGAAAUUCAGGAGGCAUUAGUGAAUUUGAGGAAGAUAUGAAAUCUGAAAGAAACAUCCAGGGCUCAAGGGUUUGAUAGCUUUAUAGGUAGGAUCAUAAUAGCAGGUGAGAGUGGGCCUGUGAGGCUAGCUGAAGCUCUUAGAAAUCACAGAGGGCCCAGAACAACCCAGUCGGGAUUUAUGAGAGCAGCCCAGACAGUGCUGGAGAGGCUGCUCUGGAGAGAUGCUGGGUCCAAAGGAAAACAAACAUGUUGUGCUGCUUUAUGGCAAGUGCUAGCAUGCUUCCCCUGGGUGACGUGGGCUGCACACCUUGGAGACUUGCGAAACUGGAGAAAGGGAGCUGUAAGAGCAAGGGUGGCUCUUUACCGUGGAGGGACAAGCUGUUGUCAGAGUCACGUUACCCAGUUCCCUUCUCAGCCACACACUUGACAGUGAAAGGAGCCUUUACCUAUCAUAGCAGACCUGGAAUCCAACCUCAGAAGGUAAUGCUGUUGGUCGAAAACGUGGAAGGAUCAAGCAGGCUUUAAAUUUUUGGACAAGAGAGCAUGUUGGUGCCCCAUGGAAGAUGUCCUUGAGAUCUCUGAGAAGAAGACCUGUUCUUUCUUGGUCCCACCACUAGAACGAUCUCGGGCUGGAUGGGUUAUAGAGCUGAGCUCCUGUAAUGGUGGUUCUUAACGUUAGUGAAAAUAAAAAUUUGAAGAACCGAGCCUUUGCAUUGCUUCCAUGUAUUUUCCAUUGACUUC
Molecule: messenger RNA, 5846 nt
Organism: Lepus europaeus (European hare)
Lineage: Eukaryota; Metazoa; Chordata; Mammalia; Lagomorpha; Leporidae
Gene: KANSL3
Product: KAT8 regulatory NSL complex subunit 3
Exons: 22
Coding region: 729-3479 (916 amino acids)
Biological process (GO): positive regulation of transcription by RNA polymerase II
Cellular component (GO): NSL complex
Source: RefSeq, a predicted model, not a curated record